Homarus americanus (American lobster) is the source of this 423-nucleotide messenger RNA. Its product is annotated as hyphal wall protein 1-like. Lineage: Eukaryota; Metazoa; Arthropoda; Malacostraca; Decapoda; Nephropidae. The record is from RefSeq and is a predicted model, not a curated record. The coding region runs from base 1 to 423 and encodes 140 amino acids. The transcript is spliced from 2 exons.
AUGGCGCUUGAUGUAAGACAUAACUGGAGAAGGAUAGGUCACCCACGGGUGGCGUGUGAGUGCCCUGUACAGCCGCGGGAGGCAUGUGAGUGCCCUGUACAGCCCCGGGUGGUAUGUGAGUGCCCUGGACAGCCGCGGGUGGCGAGUGAGUGCCCUGGACAGCCGCGGAAGGCGUGUGAGUGCCCUGGGCAGCCGUGGGUGGCGUGUGAGUGCCCCGGACAGCCGCGGGUGGCGUGUGAGUCCCCUGGACAGCCGUGGGUGGCGUGUGAGUGCCCCGGACAGCCGCGGGUGGCGUGUGAGUCCCCUGGACAGCCGCGGGUGGCGUGUGAGUCCCCUGGACAGCCGCGGGUGGCGUGUGAGUGCCCUGGACAGCAGCGGGUGGCGUGUGAGUACCCUGGACAGCCGCGCGACGACCAGCGGUGA